AUGGCCGCUGCCCCCUUGACACUCGCCGCUCCCGCCGUCGCCGGCGCUCUCGCCUACGUCAAUGCAAAAGCAUCCCUCUGGCACGACCUUCUCAUCGCCAAGGGUAUGUUCCAUGGCUUCCUCACCACCACAUACCGGCAACGAGCGCAGCGCCUCAACCUCUUCAGCGACCUGGGGUACUGGGCCACCCGGCCCGACCACGCAGACCUGCCCAUCCUGCUGCAGCCCCAGGGCAGGACCUGGACGUACGCGCAGCUGUACGACGCCGCCCUUCGCUAUGGUUACUGGUUGAAAGCAGAGCUAGGUGUCAAGCCCAAGCAAGUCGUCGCGAUGUACUACACGACCUCGGACAUGUUCAUCGUGACGUGGAUGGCGCUCUGGAGCAUCGGAGCCACGCCCGCGUUCAUUAACCACUUUCUCACCGGAAAGGGUCUCGCGCACUGCCUGAAUGUAUCGGGAGCCGCGGUAUGUCUGGUCGAACCGGCGUUGGCAGCUCAGGUCCAGGAGGUCGAAGCGGACAUUUCCCCGAUGAGGGUCGCCGUGGUGACGCCUGAAGUACAGAAACUGGCUUUCAGUAGUCCAGCUGUGCGCUACUCUGACGAGAUUCGAAAAUUUGAGAGCAAAAGUGAUGUUGCGCUUCUAAUCUACACGUCGGGCACCACCGGCUUCCCAAAAGCCGCCGUCAUGUCCUGGGCGAGGGUGAUAUGGUUCUGCGCCAUGACCGGCAACUGUCUCGGUCUUGGCAAAGGCCACACUAUAUUCUCAGCCAUGCCUUUUUACCAUGGCAUGGCCUCUCUCAUCGGCUUCGCCUCGACGCUCUUGGCAGGCGGCACCCUCGCCUUCACCCCCAAGUUCUCCAAGGCCACGUUCUGGAGAGACGUUCGCGAAACCAACGCAGACACCAUCAUCUACGUCGGCGAAGCGCUCCGCUACCUGCUCGACGCGCCCACCGAGCAUGACCCGGUCACGGGGGAAAACCUCGACAAGAAGCACAGAGUCAAGACUGUGUACGGUGCCGGACUGCGCGCGGACGUCUGGCCCAAGUUCAAAGAGCGCUUCGGCAUCGACACCAUCAUCGAGUUCUACGCUGCCACCGAGGGUGUCGCGGGGACGUGGAACAUCAGCCGCAACGCGCUGUCCGAGGCCGCCGUCGCGCGCGUCGGCUGGCUCUUCCGCACGCUCUUCUUCAACCGUAAGUCCGCCAUCGUCCUCGUCGACCCGGACACCGACGACCCGCUGCGCGAUAAAAACGGCUUCUGCAUCAAGGCCAAACCCGGCGAGACCGGCGAGCUGCUCUUCAAGCUCCCCGCCGGCGACGUCGCGUCCGUCUUCCAGGGGUACUACAAGAACCCCGCGGCCACCGAGGGCAAGAUUCUCCGCGACGUGCUCGUCCCCGGCGACGCUUGGUUCCGCAGCGGCGACGCCCUCCGCUGGGCACCCGGCGGGGAGCUCCUCUUCUUCCGCGACCGCCUCGGCGACACGUUCCGCUGGAAGGGCGAGAACGUGUCCACCGUGGAGGUCGGCGACGCCGUCUGCAUGCACCCGUGCGUCGCCGAGGCCAACGUCUACGGCGUCGCGCUGCCGCACCACGAUGGCCGCGCCGGCUGCGCGGCGACUUCGUUCCGCAGCGGCGAGGCGCCGACAGAGGAGGAGCUCCGGAGCCUGGCGGAGCACUUGCGGAAGGGCCUGCCGCGGUACGCGGUGCCACUGUUCCUGCGGCUGGUGAAGGAGGGCGGCCACGAAGUGACCACGACGGGCACGCACAAGCAGCAAAAGGUGGCGCUGCGGAGGGCCGGCGUCAACCCGGUGGGUGAAGGUGGUGAGGAUGUCAAGCUGUACUGGCUAAAGGGCGACACGUACGUGCCGUUUGGGAAGGAGGAGUGGCAGCGGAUGCAGACUGGCAAGGUGAAGCUGUAG
Cordyceps fumosorosea ARSEF 2679 is the source of this 1917-nucleotide messenger RNA. Its product is annotated as AMP-dependent synthetase/ligase. The record is from RefSeq and is a predicted model, not a curated record. Bases 1 to 1917 code for a protein of 638 amino acids. Lineage: Eukaryota; Fungi; Ascomycota; Sordariomycetes; Hypocreales; Cordycipitaceae. The transcript has 3 exons. Gene Ontology annotation, molecular function: long-chain fatty acid transmembrane transporter activity; long-chain fatty acid-CoA ligase activity.